GGACUUUCCCAAAGACGGUUGUGUAUUUUCUCGACUCUACAAAGCACAAGGAUUAUUUUUAGUGAUUGUUAAGUGGUCGUUUUCCACCCAAAAUAGAGCUGUUUUCCGUGAAUUGUGAGAGAAACGUGUUGGUGCUAGAUGUCUGUCAGUUUUGAUGGGAGAUUUUAUUGGGCAGAUAUUGAAGAGUUCAACGAAACAAUCCUCACCGAGAAUAUUCCUUUAUUUAACGGAGGAAAAGCGGAUACCAAAGAACUAGAGGAACGGAGGAGGGGUUUGACAAAUUGGAAAACCAGCGGAAAGGAUGUGAGUGCGUGUUUGCUUUACUGAGAGAGCGACGACGACGACAACAUCGGCAAGGAUUUAAUUAGAAAAGUCAAUGGUUAUAGUCGUUCUGAGGCUCCUCUGGGGAACAGUGAUGAUGUUGCCUGCGAAGGAUACGGUUCAUCUACCAGAAGAAGCUCCUCCAAACUGGAUGUCUACAGUUUUCGACAACACUUGUUCUCCUGUGUAGUGAACAUAAGAUGUAGUUCAAUGGUGGAGAUGCUGCUUGCGGGAAUCAUGUGAUACUGUACAAACAUAAGAAGAUAAAUAGCUUUUUGGGGGCAGUGGAUUGCCCUAUUUCUCCUACUAGUUGUUGCUCCGACGAUCCUUAUCUGUGAGUCACAAAUAAGAUUUCCUCUCGUGCUGUUUGGGCUUCUUGACUACAGUAGACAAUCCGACAACCAUCUGUGGAAUACGCUUUAGUGUUAGUGAAUUAUGUGCAAAUAUUGUGAGCUGAAAGCAAAGCAAGUGAUGUAAUCUAAAUAAGCGACAAACUAGCAAUAUCUACAUUCGUAAAUCUCGCCGUUAAGUGUAAGCAAGUCGAGAAAUAUAAAAUGGCCUUACAGAAAAAGUUGUCCAAUAACGAAUUCGAGUUGAUCUCGAUUAAUAAAAUGAACAACAAUAACAACGGUAGUGCUCCAAACAACGCCACUAUGAACAACGACCCCAAUGGGAACGGUAUUACAGGUAUAAUCAGCAACGGUGGUAACAACAGCAACAACGGAAACAGCAAUAGCAACAGCGGCGCCAAGAUGCAGCCCAAGAAGAUUCAGUUCAGUACUCCAGAGUUCAGCAUUACGCCUAUUGAGACGCUGCCCGGGAGCGCUGCACGACCACCGCCAAGUCGAAGAAGGGAAGAAGCCAUCGUAAUGGCCAACCUCCGCAAACGAGUUGCCGCCGUGGAUCUGAACAAGGCCCCGCGCAGAAAUACCACCGCCACCAAUCUGGAUGACAUCAGUUUCAACGACACCGGCCAAACGCAGGACCAGCUGGACAAUCGCCCGCUUCUGCCAAAGUCACUCGGCCAGUCCACUCCGGACCGUAAGGAUCGCCAGAAAAACGGCACCAGCGACGGAGGGGAAGAUUCCCCUAAAGUGAAAGUGGUCAUGGAUAAGGAUUUUAUCUUUGAAUGUUUGUGUUGGCACAACGAGUAUCGGAUGCGACACGGAGCACCGGCUCUGACUAUCUCGUCUGAACUGUGCGAGUACGCGUCGGCUUGGGCGAACCAUUUGGCAAGUACCAAUGAGCUGUACUACCAAAGCGGAACCACCUAUGGACAGAACAUAUUCUGCUGUCCGGCGAACUCCCUGCUCACGGAUCUUUCGGGUCAAGAAGUGGCAACGUACUGGUACAGCACCAGCAGGAGGUACGACUACUUCAAAGAAAGUCACCUGCUGCACACCAACGUCAACACCGGUCACUUCAGCCAGAUGGUGUGGCGGGCUAGCAAGUACUUCGGUGUCAGCAAAUCCAUCUCCAAAACGGGUAAACUGUUUGUGGUGGCGUAUUACUACCCGGCCGGCAACGUAAUGGGUGAGUUCCGACAGAAUGUCCUGCCGCCCAUCGUGGCCACCGAUGAUCCCCACCUGUCGCGACCACCCUCGAGCAAGGAUCUGGAAAAUUUGAGUGCUUCCCACUGAGUAAAUAAGAAACGGUGUUCCAUUAUGUAACAUAUAAGAUACUUCCUAAGCCGCAGACUAACCGCAUGGAUUUCAUCGUUUUUAAAAAGGCUUGCCCAACCUCGUGUACAGCCGCAUAACAAUUCUUAGUUGACGUUCGCGCUUAGACAAAAACCGUUACCGUAACGAACAACGAGCUUCAAUCAUAAUCGCUAGGGCAUCAACCAUAGAACGAUACUCGUAACUAUAAAACUCUCGCAACCAAAAAUUAAACAGGCCAAAUAGUAGAAAUAAUCAAUAGUCGAAACAGCUUCCGCUAAUCGUCGUUAACCAAGCUUCUACCAACCACACAGUAACAAAGUCAUUCCAGCCGCGGAAAACGUUCGCCCCGCACACUCAACUCAACAACUGCAUUUAGGGACCUUACGUCUUUCACUCCAUUUAGGGAACCACGCAGUCAAUCGUUUUCCGUUCGAUCGAAAGUAUUUAAAUAAACAGAACAGUGCAGGUGAAGCGCAACAAACGAUUACGAAAAUUUAUAGGUGUAGUAGCAUAAAGUAAAUCAUGUUAAAACUCAUUAGACUGCUUGCCGUUGUGAAAAAUAAAAAAGUUGUUGUAAGUGGAA
Molecule: messenger RNA, 2565 nt
Organism: Aedes aegypti (yellow fever mosquito)
Lineage: Eukaryota; Metazoa; Arthropoda; Insecta; Diptera; Culicidae
Product: probable pathogenesis-related protein CaO19.6200
Exons: 3
Coding region: 876-1961 (361 amino acids)
Cellular component (GO): extracellular region
Source: RefSeq, a predicted model, not a curated record